This is a messenger RNA of Pelagomonas calceolata, 1538 nucleotides long. NCBI's taxonomy places the organism in Eukaryota, Pelagophyceae, Pelagomonadales, Pelagomonadaceae. The record is from the annotation of a GenBank genome assembly.
GGCUUGUACGGGUUUUUUCUGCCUUCGAGCGCGGUUUUGGUUGAAUUCGCCUGGGCUACGCAAGUAACUGGCACGCGCGUCGUCGUUUCGAUCGCUGCUGACGUGUUUUCAUCGAAGCCUCGCGAAGAACCGGAGGUCUGGACGCACUGAACUCAAAAAACGCACCGAGCACCGAGCUUGAUUUGAAUGAUGCGGCGCGCGACGGCUGUUAUCGGUCGCCAGACGGCCCUUAUGGGUCGCCGGACGCUGUCCACGACAAGCCACGACGUCGUCGUCUGCGGCGGCGGCGUCGUCGGCUCGAGCGUCGCGCUCCACCUCCGAGCGAGAAGACCGGACCUGCGCGUCACCGUGCUGGAGCGGGACCAGACCUACGCCGCGGCGUCGGCGCCCUUAAGCGCGGGCGGCAUCCGCCAGCAGUUCACGACGCCGGCGAACGUCCAGCUGUCGUGCUACGGCGCCCAGUUUCUGCGCGAGGGCCUCGCGCUCCUCUCGGGCCAGGACCCGCGCGAGGUCCAGGACCGGAUCCAGUUCCGCGAGGCCGGGUAUUUGACCCUCGCGUCGGAGCACGGUGCUUCCGCUCUGCGGGACAACGUUUCAAUUCAACACGCCGGUGGCGCGGACUGGAUCGACCUCUUAGACCCGACACAACUCAGCAGAGAGUUCCCCUGGCUCUCUGUUGACGGUGUGGGCCUCGGCGCGUUUGGCCGGAAAAACGAGGGCUACUUCGACCCUUGGGGGCUAUUGGACGCGCUGCGGCGCGGCGCGAAGGCGCUCGGCGUCCAAUAUAUGAGUGGCGAGGCCGCGUCCCUCCAAGUCGACGCGGGCCGCGUCACCUCGGUGUUGCUCAAGGACGGGUCUUAUCUGAAUUGCGGCCUCGUGGUGAACGCGUGCGGCGCCCACGCGUCCGUAUUGACGCCGUCGUUACCCAUAGCACCUAGGAAAAGGUGCAUCUUCGCGAUCAGCUGCCCUGCGGGUGAUAUCGAAAGGCCGCCGGGCGACGCGCCGCUGGUGGUGGACGUGAGCGGCUGCUACUUUCGGGGCGACGGCUCAUCAGGCAGAUAUCUGUGCGGCGCGUCGCCAAAGGGAGCGGAUCCGGACUGCGACGUGGACGCGCUCGAGACCGUAGAUCACGCCUUGUUCGAGGAGGUCAUCUGGCCCGCCCUUUACGAGCGCGUGCCGGCCUUCGAGAGCCUCAGAGUAGAGUCGUCCUGGGCGGGCCUCUACGAGUUCUGUACAUUAGAUCAGAACGCGGUCGUCGGCUGGCACCCGGACGCCUCUAAUUUGGUCGUCGCGGCGGGCUUCUCGGGCCACGGCCUGCAGCACGCGCCGGGCGUCGGGCGCGCCGUCGCGGAGCUGAUCGACUCUGGUGGUUACGAGUCCAUCGACUUAGGAUGCCUGGACUACGGCCGCGUCGCGCGGAACGCGCCGCUCUUCGAGGCGAACGUGUGGUGACCGCCGCGCCCUCGUGUACAUGCCGUCCUGUCCUGCUGUUCCUAUCCUCCUCGUGUGUACUUUUGUAACUAGUCUCCCUUACCGUG